Molecule: messenger RNA, 2196 nt
Organism: Phoenix dactylifera (date palm)
Lineage: Eukaryota; Viridiplantae; Streptophyta; Magnoliopsida; Arecales; Arecaceae
Source: RefSeq, a predicted model, not a curated record
AUGGCGAACGCCGGUGAGGGAGAGAGUCGGCAGGGCGCCGGGGAGAUGUCGUUGGAGCAGCAUUUCGAGAGCAAGGAGGUGCCCUCAUGGACGGAUCAGCUCACCUUCAGGGCUUUCGCAGUUAGCCUGAUGCUAGGGUUCUUCUUUAGCUUUAUCGUCAUCAAGCUUAGUCUCACAACCGGCAUUAUUCCCUCCCUUAACGUCUCCGCCGGGUUAUUGGGGUUCUUCUUCGUGAAGACGUGGACUAAGAUUCUCGAGAAGGCCGGUCUCCUUAAGCAACCUUUCACCCGCCAGGAGAACACUGUCAUCCAGACUAGUGUCGUCGCUCUCUCCGGCAUCGCCUUCAGCGGUGGUUUUGGGAGUUACAUACUUGGGAUGAGCAAGAAUGUGGCAAAUGACCUCAAUGAGGGCUACACUGCAAGAUACACGAAGGAACCUUCUCUAGGUUGGAUGAUCGGCUUCCUCUUCACAGUUAGCUUCGUCGGCUUGUUUACUAUUGUGCCUCUAAGGAAGAUCAUGAUCCUUGGAUACAAGCUAACAUACCCAAGCGGCACAGCCACGGCCUACCUUAUCAACAGCUUCCACACUCCUCAAGGAGCUAUGCAAGCAAAGAAACAAGUCACGUUUCUGUUCAAAACCUUUGUUGCUAGCUUCUUGUGGGCUUUCUUCCAGUGGUUUUACACAGCAGGUGAUGGUUGUGGGUUCGCUGCUUUCCCAACCUUCGGGCUUAAAGCUUAUGACCGAAGAUUUUACUUUGAUUUCUCGGCAACCUACGUUGGAGUGGGAAUGAUUUGCCCUUACAUGAUAAAUAUCUCAUUGCUUCUUGGGUCCAUCAUCUCUUGGGGCAUCCUGUGGCCUUACAUCGAUAGCAAGAAGGGAGUCUGGUAUGACGCAUCAGUCCCCUCCAGCAGCAUGCAUGGCCUGACUGGAUACAAGGUGUUCAUCUCCAUUGCCAUGAUCCUUGGCGACGGCCUCUUCCACUAUCUCCUCGUCUUCUUCAGAAGCUCCUAUGACAUCUACAACAAGUGCCGACGACGAAAGGAGGUUAUCACACCCUGCACCGACGAUAACGCAAUCCCCGACCAACCCCGCAGCUUCGAUGAUCGCCGCCGCGCCAUGUCCUUCCUCAAGGACCAGAUCCCCAUCGUAUUCGUGGUCGCAGGCUACAUCAUCCUCGCGGCCAUCGCCGUCAUCGUCGUCCCCAUAAUCUUCCCCCAGCUCAAAUUCUACCACGUCAUCGUCGCGUACCUCAUUGCCCCCGUCCUCGCCUUCUGCAACUCCUACGGCACCGGCCUCACCGACUGGUCCCUGGCAUCCAGCUAUGCCAAGCUCGCCAUUUUCAUCUUUGGUGCAUGGGUCGGUCUAAGCCAUGGUGGCAUCAUGGCCGGCCUGGCGGCCUGCGGUGUGAUGAUGGGCAUCGUGUCGACGGCGUCGGACCUCAUGCAGGACUUCAAGACCGGCUACCUCACACUGGCGUCGCCGCGGUCCAUGUUCGUCAGCCAGGUUGUGGGCACCGCCAUGGGGUGCGUCAUCUCUCCGAUAGUCUUCUGGAUCUUCUACACGGCCUUUCCGGUCGGGAGCGAGGGAUCGGAGUACCCAGCGCCAUAUGCCAAGGUCUACCGAGGGAUAGCUCUGCUCGGAGUCGAGGGCUUCUCUUCCCUCCCCAAGAACUGCAUGAACUUGUGCGUCAUCUUCUUCUCUUUGGCUAUUGCGAUUAAUGCACUGAAGGAGGUGGCCGGGCAUAAGAAAUGGCGGAUAAGUAGGUACGUGCCAAGUGCCAUGGGGAUGGCGAUACCAUUCUACUUGGGAUCAUACUUUACGAUCGAUAUGUGCGUAGGGAGUUUGAUACUGUUCGUAUGGGAGAGGAUGAACAAGAGACAUGCUGAUAUCUUCGCACCGGCACUGGCAUCGGGAUUGAUAUGUGGGGAUGGGAUAUGGUCGCUUCCGGCGUCUUUGCUGGCCCUGGCGAAGGUCAACCCGCCCAUAUGCAUGGGGUUCUUGUCCCGAGCUGAUAAGGCGAUGGUGGAUGCCUUCCUGAGUGGUGGGUCAUAGGCUCUCGAGUUGAUUCAAUGGUUUAAGGUGUAACAAGGCGUUUAGGUGGCAUUGUUUUCUUAAUUGAUUUUUGUUUAUAAAUGUUGGUGCCCCAUGUCCAGCUUGGGGAUUGGGGAAUAUAAUCUCCUGAAUUAUGGAAAAAAA